Knipowitschia caucasica is the source of this 2103-nucleotide messenger RNA. The record is from the annotation of a GenBank genome assembly. NCBI's taxonomy places the organism in Eukaryota, Metazoa, Chordata, Actinopteri, Gobiiformes, Gobiidae.
AUGCCCAGCACUCGCUCCCAGCUCCGCUCGCAGCCGCAGCUGCCGUUCCCGCGCCGUAAGUCGUGCCGCGCUCCGACUCGGACGCAGAAGACGGAGCCGCCGUCACCGGUGAAGGACCAGGAUGUUCCUCUGUCUCCACGGCAACCAGUCUCCCUGACUCCUCUGUCUCCAAGGCGACCGAAGCCACAGCUGCCGGCGUCACCCCGCCUCCAGGCCCGGGUCCCACUGAGCCCCAGGAAGCGUACGGGAGACGAGAACGGCUGCAACGUCCCUCUGUCCGGAUCCUCUCCUCCGAAGCAGAGCAGACCGACCCUCGGCUUCAGUCCAGACUCUGAGAACUCACCAUGUGCAGCAAGGCGUCAACUGGUCCCGACGGCAUCUCCACGGAAACCAGCCACCAGCCCCGCCCCUAAAGCAUCGCCACGGAGACAGGAGACGCCCACAGGAAGUCCCCACAAGUCCAGGAUCCAAGCGCAGAGGAAGCCACCGGUAGUUCGCCUGUUCUCAGACAAGUCCCGGUUCCUGGGGGUGAAGCAGGCCCUCCACACAGCGGUCCCUGAACGCCUCUUGUCCCGUGACACUGAACGCAGCACGAUCCGCAGCUUCCUGCAGGAGAGGGUUCUGAAGAAGAGGGCGGGAAGUCUGUACAUCUCCGGAGCUCCAGGGACCGGGAAGACCGCCUGCCUCAACUGUGUCCUGAGGGAGAUGGAGUCGGAGCUGUCGUCGGUGCAGACGGUGGUGAUGAACUGCAUGACUCUGCGCAGCUCUCACUCAGUCUUCUCUGUUCUGUCUGAGAAACUGAAGACCACAGGAGGCCAGAGCGGACUCACCAAGCUCCUCACGGCCCCAGGGAGGACUGUGUUUUGUGUUUUGUGGUGUAAUGUGUCCGUCUGGCCGACAGUGGGCGCUCUGUCCUCGGCCCUCACUCUGUCUCCGGGUGCUGGUUCCUGCUGCUGGGUCCCUGUCGGUCUGGUUGCUUGGUUCUCUCCUGGUUCUCCCUCCGUUCUGUCUCCUGGUCCUCUGCUGGUCCUCUGCUGGUCCUCUGCUGGUCCUCCCCUGGUCCUCUGCUGGUCCUCCCUGGUCCUCACCUGGUCCUCCCUGGUCAUGGCCCUCAGUCCUGCAGCGCUGCGGGGGUUGGUGGUGGAGCGGCUGGUGGCUGCGGCAGACGAGAUCUUUGCGCUGUUCGAGCGGACGUUUGCGGAAUACGAGCACCAGCUUCUGCGCACGAAGCAACUGCAGCACAGAGAAGACUACAACACCACAGACUACAACAACCCCGCGCCACAGAACGGACACUUCCUGUUUCCUUCGGCUGUUGUUAAAAUCGAGGAUGUGAACAGCAGCUCGUCUUUCCCUCAGAACUCAGUGUCUCUGGUCAAAGCUGAGGAGGAACCCGGCUGCAGCUCAGACCUCCCCCCUGAUCCCCAGGACACACCUUACAGCUGCUCAGAGCCCCAGGACACACAGCCUUACAGCUGCUCAGACCAGUCCGAGGAGGAGCAGGGUGCGCAGGACGAGCCGGCAGCCACAGACGGAGACAUCCCGGCUCUGUACAAAAGCCUGUUCUUCCCCGAAGCCGGAGCCAGCGCCUCUGCGCCCGAACCGACCAAUCAGAGCGCGGCGUGUGCUCAGAGACGGGCGCCACACGGUCCCCUGCGCUGCCCCAUCUGCAGCAAGAGCUGCCGCAACAACUCAGGCCUCAUGAAGCACAUGGGCGUCCACACGGAGGAGCGACCUUUCAGGUGCUCAGUCUGCAUGAAGGGCUUUAACCAGAAGUGUAACCUGAAGCGCCACAUGGCCACGCACUCUCAGGAGAAGUCUUUCAGCUGUCCAGAGUGCGGCCUGCGGCUGAAGCAGCAGCACAACCUGCUUCGCCACAUCUCGGCCGUGCACCGCGGCGUGCGGCCGUACAGCUGCCCGCUCUGCGACAAAGCCUUCGCCCAAAAGACCGUCUUCAUCAUCCACAUGCGCACGCACACCGGCGAGAAACCUUUCAGCUGCUCAGUCUGCAGGAAGCGCUUCAGAGACAAGUGUCACCUGAAGAGACACGUGAAGACGCACGGACAGCUGGAGGUGAGGGACGACGCCCGCCACUCUGUCUGA